Hyalella azteca is the source of this 4110-nucleotide messenger RNA. Its product is annotated as ATP-binding cassette sub-family C member 5. Gene Ontology annotation, cellular component: membrane. The record is from RefSeq and is a predicted model, not a curated record. The transcript has 12 exons. Gene Ontology annotation, molecular function: ATP binding; ATP hydrolysis activity; ABC-type transporter activity. Bases 1 to 3756 code for a protein of 1251 amino acids. NCBI's taxonomy places the organism in Eukaryota, Metazoa, Arthropoda, Malacostraca, Amphipoda, Hyalellidae. Gene Ontology annotation, biological process: transmembrane transport.
AUGGGUGUGACGGACGAGCGGGUGAGGCGGGUGGGUGAACUGCUCACCUCCAUCAGACUCAUCAAGCUCUACGCCUGGGAGACCUGCUUCGCCACCGCCAUCACCGGGGUCCUGUGGGUGAAUAGAGGUCCUGUGGGUGAACUGGGUCCUCGGCAGGAGCGGGCGCUGCUGGAGCGCUGCGCGUACCUGCAGAGCCUGGGCCUGGCGAUGGCGCCCACCGUCCCCGUCAUCGCCGCCAUCGUCACCUUCGUCGCCCACAUCGCUGCUGGCAACAACCUCACCCCCGCCCAGGCCACGUCCGUGAUGGGGCUCAUAGGGCUGGUCCACUUCGGGCUGGACUGCGUCACGUUCUGCGUCCAUCAUCUGAGGGAGGGGCAGGUGUCCUUAGGGCGGCUGCAGAGCGUCCUGCAGCUGCAGGAGCGGCAGGCGUACGUCACCGGCGCUCCUGCAGAAGGCGCUGCAGUCGCGCUCAGGCGCGCCUCCUUCGCCUGGCCGCCCCUGCACAAGCCCGUGCAGUCCAGUAAGGCCGGCAGGGCGCUGUCGCCCGCCCACAAGAUGCUGCUGGACGCCCGCGGCGCCGCCCAGCCUCUGCUCUGCGACAUCAGCCUCUCCGUCGCCAAGGGGGAGCUGGUGGGGGUGUGCGGGGGUGUAGGGAGUGGCAAGUCAUCCCUCCUUCAUGCCAUCCUGGGGCGCAUGACACUCCUGGGGUACGACGACCUCUCUGUGGGGGGUCUUGACGAUGCCCCAGCCUCAGGGGAAGAGGAAUUCGAUUCAGAAAAAUCCCCCGCGUUGGGGAAGAAUGACGGAAUUCCCCAUCAGCCGGGGACCGUGGCCGUUCAGGGGGACAUCGCGUACGUGGGGCAACAGGCGUGGAUCCUAAACGCCUCCGUCAGGGAUAAUAUCCUCUUCGGGGAGCCUUUCGAUCCCCUCAAAUACUACCGCGUGGUGUACGCGUGUAGCCUGACCCAGGACCUGGACGCUCUGCCUGCUGGGGACCUGACGGAGGUGGGGGAGCGCGGCGUCAACCUCUCCGGGGGGCAGAAGCAGCGCCUCUCCCUCGCCCGGGCGCUCUACUCCAGCAGGAGUGUCUACCUACUCGAUGACCCACUCAGCGCCGUCGAUGUCCAGGUGGGCUGGCACAUAUUCAGGUGGGCCAUUAAGACAGGCCUUAAGAAGGCCACGGUCAUCCUGGUCACCCACCAGCUGCAGUACCUGCCUGAGUGUGACCGCGUGGUGCUGCUGCAGGGAGGACGCAUCAUAGAACAGGGGCCUCAUGCGCAGCUCAUGCGCGACGAUGGUGAAUACGCAGCCCUCUACACCAGUCACCAAAACGCCACAAACCCCCAAAACACCACCAACUUUCAAAACACCUCCAACCACCAGAACACCACCGACCCCCAAAACACCACCAACCCUCAAAACACCUCCAACCCCCAAAACAUUACCAACGACCAGAACACCACCGACCCCCAAAACAAAACCAACCCUCAAAACACCACCAACCUCGCGAACUGCAAGACCCCCAUCUCCAGGACCAGAAGUUCUUCCGCCGGUCACGUGAAGGCCCUCGACCGCUCCUACACCGACGUGUCCUUUGAAAGCUGGCGCCGUAAACGCACCGUCUCGAGCGCCUCUACGGGUAGCGCUGCCUAUGGGGGAAACGUGGCCAUCGGGGGACCUGUUAUGGAGGAAGAGGAUGGCCUUGUCGCUUCCCUCUAUAGUGACUCCGGUAAUCUUGUUGACCAUGACUCACGACCCUCUUCAUUCUCUGGGGACCGUCGGGCCAGUUCCAUGUCAGGGCCAAAGGACCCAAAAGUAAUCCCUGGCGGGGCCAUCACGACCGAGGAGCGCGUGCAGAGCGGCAGUGUACAGCGGUCAACCUUCUUUGCGUACAUCAACGCUGCUGGGGGCAUGUGCGUGGCCGCUGCUGUGGUCCUAAGCUUCGGUGUUAACGUCGGCACGACUGCCUUCAGUUCGUGGUGGCUGUCCCACUGGCUUGCGGCUGGCAGCGGUGCUAACAUUAGUCACGUUGAAAACAUCGGUCACGUUGAUAACAUCACUGAUAAUGUGGGAUACAACAGCACCGGCCUCAGCAACAGCACAUGGGAUAUCAACAGCAACAACACGAGUCCUGUUGGCAUCAACGUGACAUUCGAUAGCAGCAACAACAUCGCAGACAACCCACACCUCAACUUCUACCUGAGCGUCUACGGCAGCACCGUGAUCUUCAUCCUAGCGACGUCGCUGCUGCGUGGAGUGAUCUUCAUGAAGACCAGCAUCCACGCGUCCACGCGCCUUCACGACCAAGUCCUCAACGUCGUCUUCCGAAGUCCCUUAACCUUUUUCGACACGACUCCCGUGGGUCGCAUCCUAAACAUUUUCUCAAGGGACAUGGACGAAGUGGAUGUUCGACUACCUAUGAGCCUGGAGAUGUUCCUGCAGAACAUUUGGUUGGUCAGCUGUUCGCUGCUGCUUGUAUGCCUCGUCUUCUGGCAGUUCCUGCCAAUGUUAGUGAUCCUCGCCAUCAUCUUCAUGGUCAUCAGAAACAUCUUUAGAAUCGGCAUAAGGGACUUCAAACGCCUUGAGAACGUCUCCCGGUCCCCGCUCUACAGCCACGUUAGUACGACACUUUCAGGACUUGACACCAUCCACGCCUACGGUAAACAGGACCUCUUCUCUAACAAGUUCUACUACCUCUUCGAUGAAAGUUCGACGGCUUUUUACCUUUUCAACUGCGCCAUGCGGUGGCUGGCAAUAAGACUGGACAUGUUGGCCCUCGGGGUGACCACAUGCACCGCUAUUCUCACUGUCCUCCUGCGUGGGCAAGUGGCGGCUGCGUUCGCGGGUCUUGCACUGGCUUACUCCUCCCAGCUCUCCGGUAUAUUCCAGUACACUGUACGACUCAGCACAGAAACCGAGGCCAGAUUCACUUCAGUUGAAAGAAUUCAGUCUUACAUAGAAACCCUUGAGAGUGAAGGGCAGCACUCGGAGGUGAUACCUCCGGCGACGUGGCCCACCCACGGCCGCAUCUGCUUCAGGAACGUGGCCAUGCGCUACCGCCACAACACGCCCCUCGUCUUCAGGGACCUCUCCUUCGACGUGCAUGAGGCUGAAAAAAUUGGCGUGGUGGGGCGCACGGGGUCAGGCAAGUCCUCGCUGGCGGUGUGCCUCUUCCGGCUGGUGGAGCUCAGCGCGGGCGUCGUGCGCAUCGACGGCGCUGACAUCUCGAAGCUGUCGCUGCCGCACCUGCGCUCCCGCCUCUCCGUCAUCCCGCAGGAUCCCGUCCUCUUCAGCGGCACCGUCAGACACAACCUAGACCCGCACGCCCGUCACCCCGACGCGCGCGUGUGGUGGGCGCUGGAGCGCGUGCAGCUGCGGGAGCGCGUCGCUGCGCUGCCCCUGCAGCUCGCUGACGGCGUCGCUGAAGGCGGCGACAACUUCAGUCUGGGGGAGCGACAGCUGCUCUGCCUCGCCAGGGCGCUGCUUAGGGACAGCAAGAUCCUGGUGCUGGACGAGGCGACUGCAAGCAUUGACACAGAGAGCGACUCGCUGGUGCAGUGCGCACUGCGCACGGCGUUCGCUCACUGCACGCUCAUCAUCAUCGCGCACCGCGUCAACACCAUCAUGUGGUGCGACCGCAUCAUGGUCAUGGAGGCCGGCACCAUCGCGCAGCUUGAUUCACCUGCCAACCUCAUGCGCGAUACUAAUGGCAUAUUCGCGCGCAUGUUGCUGCAUGCGCAUACUGCUGAGCCAUGAGUCAUGAGGCACUUCUGAGUCAUGAGUCACUUCUGAGUCAUGAGGCACUUCUGAGUCUUGAGUCACUUCUGAGUCAAGAGUCACUAUCCCGUACGGUACAACCAUGUAUGGUAAUGCCAUUGCCCCGACUGUGCACCAUGCGAUGUACAGCAAGUACUAGUACCUAUACCAUGCACAACUUUUGCUCAUAUAUGUGGCCUCCUGUUGUUGGUAGGAACAUUCCUGUUGUUGGUACGUGGCCUCCUGUUGUUGGUACAUAGCCUCCUGUUGCUGGUACGUUUGGCCUCCUGUUUCUGGUACGUUUGGCCUCCUGUUGCUGGUACGUUUGGCCUCCUGUUGCUGGUACGUGGCCUC